AUUCGCAGUCAUUUAAAACACUCAUUUCCGGUAUACAUCAUAUUUGCACUGAAUCCUUAACCAAAGCAAAAAAAACGUCAUGCAGCAACAAGGAGACGAAAAAGAUAACUUAACAAGAAUUGGAUCUGCUGUAUUAGAAGAAGUGCAGGAUGCAGUGCGAACAGUGGUUGAUGCCAAUAUUCGAAAUUCGCUAGAAGAUAUAUUUAACAAACAACAACAUAAGAUUUAUCACUAUUUUUCAAAAGAAUGCUGUUCUAAAUGUGCCAAACAUAGCCCACUUUAUAGAAAUAGAACUAUUCUUACAAGAGCACAAAUGGAAAUUGUGUAUACCAAAUCCACAAUACAUCCACAACAGAAACUAAGUUUUUGCUGCUCGACUGCCCUUCCUGGAAUUGAAUUAAAGAAAUUCGACUUAUCGUUUUUAAACGCGUUUUUAAAUAUGUUUCCUGAGUUUAUUUAUUGGCCAAGUUGCCUUUCAAAUCAGAACAAGUCUUUUGAAGAUUUAUUGAAUGAUAAUAAGCAUAAUCUGUAUCAUUUAUUUGACAAAAACUCUUGCUGUUACUGUCCACCAGGACAGCAACUGAGUACCGAUGAUUUUAAAAUCUCCAAACAACAGUUUGAGAGUUUAUUUGAUAAGCAAGGAUCAGUUUCUUGUAUAAACAUGGGCUCCCCUGGUCAUUGCAUUUGUCUUUUUUCGGCGAAAAUCUUAAAUAAGGAAUCACUAGAUGAUUGGUUGACAUAUACGAUUCUCCGAAUCUGUUGUCCUUUGAAACAAAGCAUAGAGGCAUUGGUGGAAGUCCGGAAUAAAGUUCGUGGACAUGCUUGUCAUAGCAAAUUGUCAAACGAGGAUUUCAAGAACAAUUGGUGCAUCAUUGAGGAGAAGAUUCCAGAAUUGUUAAAUCAUGGUAUAGUUGACAAAAAGAUGAAGGAAAAGGCUAAUCAUGAAUUUACCCAAAGAUUGAAGGACCUGAAAAUCAAACCACUUACUGAGGAAUCAUACAGACAAGUAAUUACAGCUUUGCUUCAACAGAAUGAGAUUAUACAUGAUAUAAAAGAGCUGUCAGAAAACGUGCGAAAUCUUCAGUCAGUCGCAGAAAAUACACACGCUGGGGUUUUGAACCUUCACACAGUCGCAGAAAACACACACGCUGGGAUUUCGAACCUCCAGUCGGUCGCAGAAAAUACACAAGCUGGGGUUUUGAAUUUUCAGUCUGUCGCAGAAAAUACACAAACUGGAGUUUUAAAUCUUCAGUCAGUUGCACAAAUCAUACAAGUUGGGGUUUCGAACCUUCAAUCAUUGCCAGGUCGUGUGGAUGGAAUAGAAAAAAACUUGACUGAACUCUUAAUACGUGAACGAAAUACAAAUUCGGAUGUAGUUACUGAUGCAGUACCAUUAUCGCCGGAAGACGAACCCGGGAGUCAAGGUGGAACUACAAAUUCAGACUUAACUUCUGAUGCAGAGCCGUAUUUGCCAGAAGCCGAACCCCGGAGUCAAGGUGCAGAAGCUGCCGAUAGAAGAGAUGAAAGGUCAGUUGAUAGUGAAGAACAAACUUAUCUUAAAACUGGUGCUACAGGAGCUGAACAGACAUUUAGACCAGAUGGAUAUGCAUACGAUACCUUAGUUCUGCAUUCAGAACAUGAUGAAGAACAUGUUGAUGAUAUGAUAAAAAUGAUAAAAGACAAAGUAGCUCUGCCUGAUGUAAAGAUUGCCACUGUUGGAGAAGAUAUACCCCCUGGAGCAAAUUUAUUUGAUGCAUUUCAUAACCUGAUGGACGCUAGUUGCUCGUUAUUGCUUUUUAUCACUCCUCAUUUUCGCACUGACUGCUGGAGCAAAUAUAGAUUGCAAACCCAAUUAGCCCAUAAAAUGGAAGACGGACCAUGCGUUAUCCCUGUUCAGUUUGGGGAGGAGAAAAUAACAAAGGAACAACUGAGGGACGUCGGACAUCUCCAGUCAAUUAUCUUUUUUAAAGAAGAAGAUGGUGAUAAAUAUAAAUCGUUUAUUCGAAAAAUUACUUGCGCAAUACAACAAUAUAGAACGAAAGGAAAUAAGAAAGAGUGAAUAAAGUAAAGAAAUCAAGAAGAUAUGACCCGUCUAUUACAUCCUGUAAAUUUUUCAAAGAAAUACAAGAACUAGCACUUAAAGAAACUUCACCAAAAAUAGCGGCUUCUUGGUUUUAGUCAUCUUCGCUAGCCAAGGGUUACGAUCCACUCACGCUCUCUUGCACGUGAUCAUGUUAUAGGCGCAUUUUGAUUGGAUGCAGCGAGUUUUGACUGCAACCAAUAAAAAUCCUUACCUUGUGUCUCCGAAAUUUUAUCUCAAUCCGCCAAGGGUGAAGAGAGCGGGAGUGGAUCGAAACCCUUGGCUAGCGAAGAUGGGUUUUAGUGGGAACCUGCACAUUAUACCAACUUCACAUAUAUUUGUUUAGCACUUUAAAUUCGUAGUUUACCUUUUCACCAAAAAAAUGCAUGAAAAUAAGGACAACCAAAUAAUAAUGUAUCGAUAUUAAUAUGUUGACUUUUUGUCGUGGAACUGGAGAAAGUGAUCUGCAAAGUGAAACGUUGACCAUUUUUGAAGCCUUUAGUAAACACCAGUACAUCAGAGUUUUCACCCAGUUUUAUUAGGGGAUCGUGUUGCCCUAUUUCAGGUUUCUAUUUGUUUUAUUGACAAUUUCCAAACGUUCCUUGGUUCCUCGAGCUUGCAAAAUUAAAAAAAAAAGUCGCACGGAAGCGGGACAUGGUGAUCCUCCAUCAUGUCGUCGUUAUCGUUAACAUUAAGAUUAAGUUUGUCGUGAAAGGCUUUUAUAGACACCAAUAACGUUGUCAAACGUUCAUGGAAUUUUAUGAAAUUAGGACAUAAACUUUCUAAUGAGAAAGAAUCACUAUAUAUAGCGCAACAUUUAAAAAUAAAAAAAUUUCAUUUUCACAUAGUUUACUGAUUAGUGGGCAUAAUUUGUUUACAGUUAAAAUUUACAAACGGUAUAAGUUUAAUGUUUUUCAGUCAACAAUCGCUUUUUCAAACGUUUUUUAUUUUGACAUAAUAGGCUAUUAUGACUUAAAAUUGUUGAACAAAUCAAAGCGGUAAAAUACUGUUACUUUAAUUAUUCAUCCCUAUGCUUAUUAUAUUGAUUUUGUAUUUACAUAGUAUCAUAUAUCAAUUUUUGUCGAGUCAGAGACUGUUGUCGCAGAAAGCUCGACAUAAGAAUAGUGAUCCGGCGGCUACAGCGGCGUUGGCUAACUUCUUAAAAGCUUGUUAUUUUAGAAGGUAGAAGACCUGGAUGCUUUAUACUUUAUAUAUAAAACGCCCGAAGUUUCUGUCAGUCACAUGUUCAAUCUCCUUGACCUCAUUUUCAUGGUUCAGUGACAACUUGAAAAAAAAUGUAAGAUUUUUUGUUAUGUUAAAUUCUCUCUUAUUAUAAGUGAUAGGAUAACUAUAUUUGGUAUGUGUGUACCUUGCAAGAUCCUUUUGCCCGUCAGACAGUUUUCACUUGACCAUCGACCUCAUUUCACGGAUCAGUGAACAAGGUUAAGUUUUGGUUGUCAAGUCCAUAUCUCAGAUACUAUAAGCAAUAGGUCUAGUAUAUUCGGUGUAUGGAAGGACUGUAAAGUGUACAUGUCUAACUGGCAGGUGUCUUCUGACCUUGACGUCAUUUUCAUAGCUCAGUGGUCAAAGUUAAGUUUUUGAGUUUUGGUCUUUUUGCUAGUACUAUAUGCAAUAGGUCUACUAUAUUUUGUGUAUGGAAAUAUUUUAGGAUGUAUAUGUCAGUCGCGCAGGUUUUAUUUGACCUUAACCUCAUUUUACGGUUCAUUGCUUGGUGUUAAGAUUUUGUGUUUUGGUCUGUUUUUCUUAAACUAUAAGCAAUAUGUCAAUUAUAUUUGUUGUAUGAUAGAAAUUGUAAAAUGUACACGUCUGCCUGGCAUGGUUCAUAUAACCUUGUUCUCAUCUUCAUGGUUCAUUGGUCAACGUUUAGUUUCUUGGUUAAUGUUAAGCUUAUGUGGCAGUUGUAAUAAAGCUUCAUAUUUAAGACUAUCUGGUAUUAGUUCAGUGUAUGUCCACUUGUGUUAGUAUGUCUUUUGAUUGAGUUAAGCCAUUUAUAGUGUUUCUUUCUGUGUUGCACUAUUGUUUCAGAUAAGGUUUGGUGCCAUUAAAACGUUUGUACCCGCUUCAAUAAUUUGCAUUUGUCCUAAGUCAGGAAUCUGACGUUCAGUAGUUGUCGUACGUUGUUGAUGUGGAUGAUAAGAGGUUCUUUUUUUAAAAGAUUAGACCGUUGGUUUUCCUGUUUAAAUGGUUUAACACAAGUGGUUUUUGUGGCCCUUUAUAAAUUGCUGUUUUAAAAAUCGGGCAGCAGGUAAUCUGCAAAAUCGAAUAAAAGCAUCUGAACAAAAGAGUUGA
This is a messenger RNA of Mytilus trossulus (common blue mussel), 4390 nucleotides long. RefSeq lists its product as uncharacterized. Gene Ontology annotation, biological process: signal transduction. The transcript is spliced from 7 exons. Bases 80 to 2059 code for a protein of 659 amino acids. Lineage: Eukaryota; Metazoa; Mollusca; Bivalvia; Mytilida; Mytilidae. The record is from RefSeq and is a predicted model, not a curated record.